AGGACUAUUGCCAGCAUGCCGCCGAAGCCCACCGACGAGGAAAUCGAGCAGGCCCGCCAGGACUGGGAGCCAGAGUACCCCUCCGGAGACGAGAAGCGAUUCCAAGGAAGCCAGGCCGAGCAAGCACAGAACCAAAGNAACCGAGCAGCGUCAGACCGGUCUUCAAACCGAGCGUUCCAGAUCCUCCUCCCGCCGCGCCCGAAGAAANNGCGAGUAAAGAACGACCAGCGCGACGGCAAAUACAUGCACACAAACUCUCUCGAAGCCCUCGAGGAAGCAGACGCCAACGGCGAACUCCACGAGAUGCAGCCCUUUGAGCGCAUCGGGCCCGACUCGACAUCCAUGGACGGCCCCGUGACAAAGGCUCGCGCAGACAGAGGAGAAAUCCCCUGCAUGAUCGACGACCCCCUUCUCCAGCCAAAGGUCACCACUACGCGUCUUUUGGCAUGA
Aureobasidium vineae is the source of this 450-nucleotide messenger RNA. The record is from the annotation of a GenBank genome assembly. NCBI's taxonomy places the organism in Eukaryota, Fungi, Ascomycota, Dothideomycetes, Dothideales, Saccotheciaceae.